CAGCCUUCUCAAAAUUGUUAUAUACAGUGAAACAUAUGAACAAAAUAUGUUUAUUUCCAAGAAAUCUUUGUCAAGAUCAGUCCAUGAUGAACACCAAGAGCAACCGGAGUUAGUCGAAACCCGAGGUGGCAAUCUGUGCACAUCAGUAACAGUUUGGAGAAAAUCACUUAUAGUUACCUGUAAAGGCUUUACUGUGAUUGAUUCAAAUGGAAAUUUAGUUUAUCGAGUUGAUACUUACGUGGGAGGACGCCCCAUGGAACUCGUUCUUAUGGACGGCUCAGGGAAACCCAUCCUAACGAUGCGACGAAGCACGAAUCUUAGGCUAGUAGGGACUUGGCUUAUCUAUGGAGGGGAAGUAGGUGAAUUUUGUACAUCAGAAAAGCCAGUUUUCUAUGUAAAGAAGAGCAUUAACAUUUUAAAUGCCAACUCUAAUGUGCUUGCAUAUGUUUACCGGCGGUCGUCGGAUAGACGGUAUGCAUAUGUGAUUGAAGGAUCGUAUUCGCAUAGAUCAUGUAAAGUGCUAGAUGAGACAAAGAGAGUGGUGGCAGAGAUAAGGCCGAAGGAUGCAUUAAAAAGAGGCAUUUCAUUCGGCCUGGAGGUUUUUGUGUUAAUUGUGCAGGCUGGAUUUGAUCCUGGAUAUGCCAUGGGUCUGGUUCUUUUGCUGGAUCAAAUGUUUUCAUAGGCUUUCAAUUCUUUCAGGUACCCUUUUUUUAAUAAGAUCAAACAUUCAAAGA
Messenger RNA from Gossypium arboreum, 734 nucleotides. RefSeq names its product protein LURP-one-related 17-like. The coding region runs from base 47 to 682 and encodes 211 amino acids. The transcript is spliced from 2 exons. NCBI's taxonomy places the organism in Eukaryota, Viridiplantae, Streptophyta, Magnoliopsida, Malvales, Malvaceae. The record is from RefSeq and is a predicted model, not a curated record.